Messenger RNA from Ostreococcus lucimarinus CCE9901, 1648 nucleotides. RefSeq lists its product with no specific name. Gene Ontology annotation, molecular function: zinc ion binding. The transcript has a single exon. NCBI's taxonomy places the organism in Eukaryota, Viridiplantae, Chlorophyta, Mamiellophyceae, Mamiellales, Bathycoccaceae. The coding region runs from base 1 to 1647 and encodes 548 amino acids. The record is from RefSeq and is a predicted model, not a curated record.
AUGUCGACGCGCCGACGCGCGCGCGCCUCGCCGACGCGCGAGAAAACGACGACCGAGGAAGAUGCCGACGCGUGUCGGUUUUGUUUCGAAAGCGCGCGGGAAGACGACCCGUUGAUCGCGCCGUGCGCGUGCAGAGGAGGACAAGAGUACAUACACGCGAAGUGCUUGCUUCGAUGGCAGCGCAUGGUGGUGGUGCAAGCGCCGACGCAUCCGGCGUUUUGGAACGAGGACACGCGGAGCAACGUGUGCAACGUGUGCAAGGAGGCGUUUACGACGCCGCCGCCGACGCGAAUGACGCUGAUGAGCUCGUUCACGGGAGCGGAGAUCGCGGCGAUGUGCGCCGUCGGGCACUUGUUGGUGUCGCACGCCGCGUUUAGCGCCAAACUUCGAGAGAAAUUGCAAGACAUGAACCCGGCGAUGCGGCGGAUUUGCUCGUACGAGUACUGGAUCGAAGGGACGUACUUGAUCACGGAGACGCGCGCGUCGUCGGACGAAGCGGGGGAGUCGAGCGAAGGAGACGUAGGCGAUGACACAAUCGUGGCGGUGAACUUGAACGGGCGAUGCGACGUGAGUGAGUUCAUCCAGGGCGAAAGUCAGUUGUUUGAGAUUGUCGGCGCCGGCGGACAAUCUCGCGUGCGCUUGCGCCAAGAAUUUGAAGAAGGAAACGAUGACGAUGACGACAAUGAUGACGACAAUGAUGGCGAUAAUGAUGACGACAAUGAUGACGAUAAUGAUGACGACGAACGAAAUACGGCAGACGUGGAUGACGCAGACGUGACGAACGAGGACGCCGACGAGGACGAUUUGCCCCGAGACGAAAUCGCCGACGACGCAGAGCAAACACCGGAACUUGUCAUCGAAGUUCCCGAAGACGUUGCUGACGAUCGAGAGGCGUUUAUCGAGCACCUACAACAGCUAUUAUCACCGUCCAUUUUUGAGGUGUAUCAGCGAUUUCGCAGGCGGCGAGUCAUCGAGGACGCCUACGACGAAGUCGCCAGGGAAUGGCGAGUCACGCGCCAGGACGUCGAGAACGCGGUUGAGAUAGAGCCGUUCGAUGGUGGACCGUGCGAUCACGACGAAGUCGCGUUGUGCAUUGUCGUCGGUACGGACACGUCGUGCGGCUACACGAAAGUCGAGGGAAGUUUGGCGGGCGCCAUCAGCGUAGCGUUUAGAAAUUCUCGCGCGUACGCCGACUCGACCGACGGUUUGCGAGCGGGUGCCGUCGUGACAUGCGCCGCAACCGCCGACGUGCGCGAGGCCGUUGGCGUUCUGUGCGGGUUUUCGGAAGAAUCGAACACGUGGAACGUCGCUUCGCCUUUCGGCGUGCUGAAACGAACUCGAGAGGAGUUCGAGGUUCUUCGAAGCCCGACGCGCGCCAAAGUGCUCUGCUUCUUCGGCACCGCGCAAUGGAACCGAUCGCAACUUUUGGGUGAAAUCGCGAGAGGACACUGGGGGUUGACGAAAUCAGAGCCCGUCGACGUGGCGCGCGCAGAAACUGCGUAUCGCCGCGCGAUGGAUUCUGGAUCGCUCGUGUUUGCGCCGUUGACUGAAAUGACGGAGGAGUUUAUGCGCGACGAACUCGCAGAGAUGUCGCGCAUUCGAUCGAGCGGUCAGCUCGACCGCGCGGGGUCAUCCGCGUCCCACUGAU